AUGUCUCCUUCCACUGUAAAAUCUCGAUCUGGAAAUUUUAGUGGUUGUAAUAGCCGUAUGGUUUGGUACCAAUACACAACCCUUUAUUCCUAUCCAUUUCUUGCUUCAAAAUAUUUUCUCUAUUUUGGUGCAAAUCUGUUUCCUCUUGAAGUUGCUUUUUUUUUUUCUUUCUUUUUCUCUGCAAAGAUGGUGAGAGGAAAGACAGAAAUGAAGCGUAUAGAGAACGCAACAAGUAGACAAGUAACAUUUUCAAAGAGAAGAAAUGGUUUGAUGAAGAAAGCUUUUGAGUUAUCAGUUUUGUGUGAUGCUGAAAUUGCUCUUAUUGUUUUCUCACCAAGAGGAAGACUUUAUGAAUUUGCAAGUUCAAGGUGUUAA
This is a messenger RNA of Vicia faba (fava bean), 375 nucleotides long. Lineage: Eukaryota; Viridiplantae; Streptophyta; Magnoliopsida; Fabales; Fabaceae. The record is from the annotation of a GenBank genome assembly.